AUGCGUUUAUCAUCUUCCCUAGCUGUAUUCGCAACUAUCGCGCUUGUCGCGGCCUUCGUAGUUCCUUCGGUCCCUUCUUCCCACAGAUCACAGUUGGCUCGCGCCUCUAAUUCGACUGAUGGGGACCACGGUGGUGUUCCUCCAUCUACUGUUGGGAAACAAGGUCCUACUGCCUCUGUUCUAGGCGGUAAGAAGGGGCCAACCCCUUCUAUCCGAAACCCUUCUUCCACUGGUCAAGCUGACCCUCUCAGAGGAGGGUCUGCCACGGGCUUCCCUUACAAAAGUGGGGAGAAAGCUCCGAAGAAAGGUUCCAAGUCUUACGCGUCGUCUAAAGGCGGAAGUCCUGCUAAAGGAUCCCAAAGUGGCUCCUCAUAUAAGAGUGGUCACCAUAAGGUUUCCCCGUCCAGUUCUGCGACCUCGCCUUCUAAAGCUGCUGUUCCGCUGGGCGGAUAUCCGUCGAAGAGCGGAUAUAAAGUCCAUUCUUCCGCAGCUUCGUCAUUAGGCUCUGCAUCGUCCCCACAUUCCAAAGCCCCCGAUGCCGGCCAAAGUUCGUCCUUCGGCGGCGAGCCUGAUCAACCAAUCGGUUCUCAGAACGAUUAUCCGUCUAAAGGUGAAUAUGGAGCGUCUUCCCCCGCAGCUUCGCCAUCCGGUUCAGCAGCGUCAUCUUCGCCCUUCAAGCCUGCUCUUCCUACUCAAAGUCCAUCCUCUCUCGAUAUUCAGCCCACCGGAACUCAUAGCGGUUACAUUUCUAAGAGUGAAUACGGAGCCCCUUCUUCGGCGGCUUCGCCAUCCGGUUCAGCGUCGUCCUUACCCAUCGACGCUGCUGAAACGUCGACGCACUAA
Messenger RNA from Pisolithus orientalis, 843 nucleotides. RefSeq lists its product as uncharacterized. Bases 1 to 843 code for a protein of 280 amino acids. The record is from RefSeq and is a predicted model, not a curated record. Lineage: Eukaryota; Fungi; Basidiomycota; Agaricomycetes; Boletales; Pisolithaceae. The transcript has a single exon.